Molecule: messenger RNA, 1679 nt
Organism: Pseudomassariella vexata
Lineage: Eukaryota; Fungi; Ascomycota; Sordariomycetes; Amphisphaeriales; Pseudomassariaceae
Product: arginase
Exons: 3
Coding region: 382-1365 (327 amino acids)
Cellular component (GO): cytosol; cytoplasm; nucleus
Molecular function (GO): arginase activity; manganese ion binding
Source: RefSeq, a predicted model, not a curated record
GUGGAAAUUCGGCUUCCCAAGUUUGUAAAUGGCUCUCUCAUCCCUGCUUCGAAGUUUAGAAGUUCGGCAUUCCUGCAGUUAAGUUACUAGCGCGUAGAUCAGUCGACCCCACCACCCCACCAUCAAAGAAUCUCUAGCGGUCCCUUUGCCCCUCCAAACGAGAAAAAGAUGUCCUGAUGAGGAAUGUCAUAUUUUGCUGCCACCCAAGCCACCCCGGCGAGACUCGUGUCCUGGAACACCAGCUUUUCCCUAGUUCUUUAUAUAUAUUUUUUUCUUUCUUCAAGAUACCCCGAGAUCUCGUUUUACCCGUGCAAGUUGAGCUCGUACCUAAGCUUCCUUCCGUUCCUCGACCCUAGAAGACAUCUUUAGAACGUCAGCAAAAUGAAUACCUCCAUGAUCAAGUCCAAGUUCCUCUCUAACCCAGGGGAACUUGGUGUCGUCGCUGUUGGCUUUUCCGGAGGGCAGUGCAAGCCCGGCGUUGAUGCAGCCCCUUCCGCCCUGAUCGAGUCCGGCCUCCUCGUGCAACUGCGCGACGAGCUCAACUACAAGCUCCAUGGCGACGACACGGUACAUUUGUACAAGGACCUAGUGCCGAAAGACGACCCGCCCUUCCGCAACAUGAAGAACCCCAAGGCCGUCAGCAGCGUCACUGAGCGACUGUCGGAACAGGUCUACUCCCACGCCAAGGAGGGCCGCAUGGUUCUGACUCUGGGCGGUGAUCAUUCCAUUGCCAUCGGAACGAUAUCGGGUACCGCGAAAGCGAUCCGCGAGCGGCUCGGGCGCGAGAUGGCCGUCAUUUGGGUCGAUGCCCACGCCGAUAUUAAUACCCCUGAGUCCAGUGGCUCGGGUAACGUCCACGGUAUGCCGGUCAGCUUUUUAACGGGCUUGGCCAAGGAAGAGAAGCCCGAGUAUUUUGGCUGGUUGAAGAGCGAACACUUGCUCAACUUGAACAAGUUGGUCUACAUCGGGCUUCGAGACGUGGAUCCCGGCGAGAAGAAGAUCCUGCGCGAGCAUGGCAUCAAGUCGUUCAGCAUGUUCGAUAUUGACCGACACGGCAUCGGCCGCGUCGUCGAAAUGGCCCUCGCUCAUAUCGGCUCGGAUACCCCUAUCCAUCUCUCGUUCGACGUUGACGCGCUCGAUCCAAUGUGGGCACCUAGUACCGGCACGCCUGUUCGGGGCGGGUUGACGCUGCGUGAGGGCGACUAUAUUUGCGAGAGCGUGCACGAGACAGGAAACUUGGUGGCUAUCGAUCUGGUCGAAGUGAACCCGAGUCUGGCGGUGGCGGAAAACGAUAUGGGAGCUCAUGAGACAGUACGGGCGGGUUGUUCGCUGGUCAGAUGUGCUUUGGGUGAGUCGUUGCUGUAAGUUUGAUGUUUGGGCACGCUAGCGUGCAGCAGUGCUCUCUCAUCAAUCAACAACAAGCACGUCGGGUGGCGGUUGCCAGCAGGUGUGCAUUGUGUAAUAGGUUACGGACAUGAAGUGUACACGUGCGAGUUGGGUACAGCCGGGCAUCGUUGACACACAAGGCUACGCGCCUUUUCCGAAAGAAUUUCGGGAGCGACGCCUUGGGCUCGAGGAAUAGUCCGUAGCGUGCAGAUAGCCAACCUCUGGAAUAAGAUCGUUUACCCCUUAUUCACAUUGUAAAGAUGCAUGAUAUGCACCGACUGGACUUCACUGAC